GAAUCAGCUGCUGUUGUCUGUAGGAUGUGUGCUGACUGCAGCCUGCCUCUCCGAUGUCUUUUUAUAGGGGCUGGUGGGGGCAGGGAACCUCAGGCAGGGCAGUGACACCCGAUGCAAGCACAGAAAAGGCUCAGAGGAUGUGAAUAAGAUGGGAGGGGGUUGCCGGAUUAAGGAUUGUGUCUAUAGAAUUCUGCAGGUGGCUAGUGUAACAAGCACAGCAUUCCCGUUACAGACACUUCAAAGGUUGCGGGAUAUCUAUGUGUGACCCGGCUUAUUUCAAAUCCUCCUCUGGAUAUUGUAUUCGGGAUAUCCCCUUGCUGAUUUUGCUACAAGAUUUUUACAACGUUCAAUAUGAUCACCGAUAUCCACAUGCACAGUAUUACAGCAUCCUGCGCCGCGUCAGUCUCACCACAACUGCUGCUGGUUUCAGAUGAUGGAGUCUAUAUCCUUCGUGGAGGAAACCACAGUAUAUUUCGUACAGAUGGGAUAGCCGAUAGUGUUUUUUAUUGCAGGUGUUAUAUUUUUUAAACGGCUAUCUCAUUCACCAAUUGACUUUUGGAAUUAUCUCUCGGGAACUUCGGGUUUGGCGUUACAGGUUGUCAUGACCUGUCACGAUCGGAUAUAAUUUUGCAUUAUUUUCCCAGUUGAAUUUCUAAUGUAAGUAAGUCUGCCUCUGAUGGUGUUCAAUGGAAUUUUCAAAAAUAUACAACGUUCUGUUUCUUUACAGUAAAACCUCUUGCCUGAUAUAGAAAGAAGAUUGCACUAUUUCUAAUUCUGCAGAGAUUUAAAGAACCUUUUGUUAUAGGGUCUCAAAUUUCAUUGGCCAUUAAAAUCUAUCUAUAAAAAAAACAAAAAAAACUUUUUUUUGCACUCAUCUUUUUCUAGACUCUAGUCAUUUACAGGCCCUUUUGUAAAUGUGAAUGAAUCUAUAUAGAUCAGGUUUUAUACAGUGGUUUUGGCUGUUACACCAAGUAGGCCGCGAUAACAGCAGAGAUGGACCGUCAGAGAGCGGAAAUCUUAAUAAAGAUUGCCCAAGCACGAUUAGAGUGCGGUAGGCCUGCGGAUGCCUUAAAUUACUUAUACCAAGCCCAGAGUCUGUAUCCCACGCGGACUGCUGCAGGACUUAUACAGGCCAUUCGCGGAGGAUGGUUUGAAGCUGAAAGUAGCCAUUUUGGACACAGGAGCAGCCGCUUUGAGCCAAACAGUUACUGGGAGAGCCGUAACCAUCACGCAGGCUGCGGAAGCUGUGGCACGCAGACUUGGGAGGAAGAAGAAGAUGAGCAGCAGGAAGAGGAGGGGGAGAGUCUGACCAGUAGGUUGGAGGAUAGAGAGGACUACUAUGCAAUAUUGGGCGUGAAGCGGGACACCAAUGAGGAGACACUCAGGAAGGCGUACCAUAAACUGGCCCUACGCUACCACCCAGAUAAAAACAACUCUCCUGGCGCUACUGAAGCUUUCAAGGUGAUUGGAAAAGCCUUUGCUGUCUUAAGUGAUCCAGUCAAGAGGAAACUUUAUGACGAUUCACAAGGCAGAACACAUGUGGUCUUAGAACCUGACCUGUCCACUGAAGAUCUUUUUGAUCUGUUUUUCCGUGGUCAAUUCCCUUCUGGCUCCUAUGCCGGGGCCUAUCAACGACAACCAAGGUCUACAACCAAAGCCCAAGAUGGUAGGUGGUCAAGAUGGCAGAGAGAAGAAGAAAGCACAGAUGGUCAAUCAUCCAGGUGGCAGAGAGAGGAAGAAAGAGCAGAAGGUCAAUGGCCAAGGCAACAUGGAGAAGAGAUGAGACAUGAAAGAGGAAGAGAAAGUAGGUGGAAAGAGGAAGGACAAGAUGGAGAUAAAAGAUCAAGAUGGUGGGAAAGGGAGGAGAAAGCAGAUACUGGACAACCUAGGGGGAAGAAAAAUGAGAAACAGGAUAGUGGGCAACCUAAGACUCAAGAAGAAAAGAGGAAAGAAGGUGCAAAGGGAAAGUCAAAGUGGUCAGAUAUAAAAGGUCAGACUGGGAGAAGGUCAAAGCUGCGCGAGGAAUUGGGGAGAAAUGAAGCAAGACAGGCUAGAAGGCAGGAAGAGGAAGAAAAAAACAAAAGGACAAAAACAGUUUAUUCUGCAUUUAUCCAGGUCUUGCCAGUACUGCUGCUGGUGGUGGUAUCUGUGGUUGCUCAGCUAACCGCCACCACUCCAACUUACAGCCUUCAUCAGAGACCUUCAUCAGGCCUUACAGUUGCUAGAGAAACCCGUAGCCUAGGCGUCCCUUACUUUGUUGCACAGAAUUUUAAGGAACGUUACCGGGGAGAAGCACUUACUGAAUUGGAGAGAGCAGUUGAAAAGGAAUAUGCAGAGACUGUCCAGGCCGGAUGUUGGAAAGAGAAACAACAAAAGUUAGACCUGACCAAUCUAGCUCGACUUUACAGGGACGAGAGACUAAGAGAAAAAGCGGAGAGCCUAAAAAUGGAGAAUUGUCAGAAGCUUUCAAAUCUUAUAGGUUCUCGGCGAAGGGGAUGACUUUAAGCAACCAGUGAAUAAUCAGAAGAGGAGGAUUCAAAUAAUGGUCUCCAAGCUUUGUAGGGACUGUAAUAAUUUAUGAAACCAAUUACAUGAACUCUUCCAGUAUUUGUUAGUGAAGAAUGAAUACGAUACCCUUAAAAUUCUGUUUACUUUUAAAACCACUGCCUACAUAUCAUGUAAGAUGUCUCAAACUUAUUCAUUAGUUUUAACAACCCCGAAGGGACCUGUAACUCGUGAUUCACUUGGAAAUAACUUGUUCAUUAAAAGCAAAUAUAGGGCUUCCAUACCUGACAUUAUAGAGGUCUAUUUAAUAAGAUGUGGUCAGUGGACAACAAAUACCCCAAUAUAAGUCAAAAGAGCUAUGUUGGAAAUUAAGGAGCCAGAUCUGCUAAAGUAGCCCUGUCUAUUUUUAGUUUUCCUUUCCUUAUGCCCCCCUGUAUCUUUAUGAGUAUACUCCCCCGUGCCACUUGCCUUUAGUUAUAAUUAUUAUCUUUUCCUCCUUGUGCCGGGUCGUAUAUCUGGGCACAGCCAUUUUGCGUCCCCAAGCAGGACAAUUGCAGAAGGAGGGAGGGUGGACCUGAGGUGGUUGUUACAGAAGUGUAACACCCACCUCUCUAAGGGGAUCAUGGCAAGGGAUCGGUGGGUCGGGUUAGUGGUGGAGGGUUUUCAGCUGUGCUAUUUUAGCAUUCAUUUUGCAACUCAUAUAUCAGCUGGCCACUAUUUCGCGAAUAAACCCCUAUAAUUAAGAAGUAGAUGGACCUCCAUUUUAACAGACAUUAUACUGUGCCACGGGCGCCCACGGAAGGCCUAUUAAUAUAAACUUGCUUUGGCAACGGAAGAGAUCUAAGGAAAUCAUAAUGGUUUAUAUUUGAAGUGUCUCCACCAAAAUAAAACUUUGGGGAGUUUUAUGGAAUCCAUACAUUCUAUCUAAAUAUCCAGUCAGUGAAUAUGGGGGAUUGCUGGUGCAAAUCCAGUCUAUCAUGACAUACCCCAAAAAUGACUUUUAAUUUACUGGCCAAUUAAGGUUGUUCUGACAGGUCGUAACUAUACCUUAAUUGCAAAUACCAUGUUUCUUCAAACCUAUCCUCAAGACUCACUAACAGUCUAGGAGUCACUGCCAGAACCCGGUGCCCUAAUGCAAGUGACUGAGCCACUAACUGGUGCAAAUGUAGCGAUAUCACUAGCUUCUGGUCUGUUGGUCGGUUAGGACGACAGAUUUAGAAAUACUAUGAUAUAU
Molecule: messenger RNA, 3739 nt
Organism: Pelobates fuscus (common spadefoot toad)
Lineage: Eukaryota; Metazoa; Chordata; Amphibia; Anura; Pelobatidae
Product: dnaJ homolog subfamily C member 18-like
Exons: 2
Coding region: 994-2499 (501 amino acids)
Biological process (GO): cellular response to misfolded protein
Cellular component (GO): endoplasmic reticulum membrane
Molecular function (GO): Hsp70 protein binding
Source: RefSeq, a predicted model, not a curated record